UAAUAUCCGUAAACAACACCAGAAUCUACUGGAGAAUAAUAACAGUUCUUGCUGUCGGAGUAGAUAUGAGGUUCCUAUUCAUAUACCUUGUUCUCAUAGCUGAUAUCUUCUGUUUCCUUGUUCAAUCGAAACCAGCUGGGAUCGUAAAAACCAAGCAAAGUGAUAGCAUCAACAAUCGCCCUAUCAUAGGGGUCCUUGCUCAAGAGACUGUAGGUAUUUUAAAGAAAUUUGGCAAAUCCUAUAUCCCUGCCUCAUACAUCAAGUACCUGGAAUCAGCUGGUGCAAGAGUAGUCCCUAUAAGAAAUAAUCUCACAGAAACAGAACUGAAAAACCUGUUUUCUUCUCUAAAUGGGGUUCUUUUUCCUGGAGGUGAUGUGGAUUUGUGGACUUCAGGAUAUGCCAAGACAGCUACCAUCAUGUUUGACUUAGCAGUCAAGGCAAAGGAUGCAGAAGACAUUUUUCCAUUAUGGGGUACCUGUCUUGGCUUUCAAAUGCUGCAUGUCUUAGCUGCUAAAGGGAAGAACGUUAUAACUCGGUGUCAUGCACAAAAUGUCAGUCUGCCCCUUAACUUCACCAAAGAUUACAAGAGUAGCAAGAUAUUCAGUCAAGCACCCCAGGACAUAACAACAUACCUCGGUAAACUUCCCAUCACACUGAACAUGCAUCAGAAUUGUGUAUCAACAGAGACAUACRAGAAAGAACCCUUGUUGCAGAAAUUCUUUAAAGUCUUGUCAACCAACGAGGAUAAGAAUGGAAAAGUCCGUUUUGCAUCAACAGUAGAAGCCUUUAAUUAUCCAUUCUUCGCAACUCAGUGGCACCCGGAAAAGAACCAGUUUGAGUGGCCAACAGAGGAGAAUAUCAACCACUCCAAGGAAGCCAUAAUAUCUACCCAGUACAUGGCCAAUUUCUUUGUAAAUCAAGCCCGUCAAAGUAAGCAUACAUUUGCAAGUAAGAAAGAAGAGGAUGCAGAAUUGAUCUACAACUACAAACCUGUACCGUGCCUGCCUGAUGUAACUCAUUAUGAACUAUGCUACUUCUUCUAACUUCUUCUUUCAAUUAAUUUAAAUAAAUAAAAUAGGGUUUAGCAGUGGCAUUUCCACAGAGUGGCUCUGUUUCAUAAUCAUUCAUAAUAGUUUCCAUUCGUUUCCAUAAUCUAUGACGUCUGCAUGAGUUUUUGCCUUCAAUCCAUUAUAUUUUUAAUUAAGCAAAACAAGACUGGGUUUCUUUUCUGAGUAAGGUCUCGUACAUCCACAUGUAUCCAGAUAUUUUUGUAUUUUUUUAAUUAUGGAAGAAUAAACCUUUAUAACUUAA
This is a messenger RNA of Actinia tenebrosa (Australian red waratah sea anemone), 1311 nucleotides long. Its product is annotated as gamma-glutamyl hydrolase A. Gene Ontology annotation, molecular function: gamma-glutamyl-peptidase activity. Gene Ontology annotation, cellular component: vacuole. Lineage: Eukaryota; Metazoa; Cnidaria; Anthozoa; Actiniaria; Actiniidae. The record is from RefSeq and is a predicted model, not a curated record. Gene Ontology annotation, biological process: tetrahydrofolylpolyglutamate metabolic process.